Xyrichtys novacula (pearly razorfish) is the source of this 1996-nucleotide messenger RNA. The record is from the annotation of a GenBank genome assembly. Lineage: Eukaryota; Metazoa; Chordata; Actinopteri; Labriformes; Labridae.
GACUCCCCGUAUAUAAACACAAGGUGACAUCAUCUGUUUACUAGCUCCUCCGACACUCAUCUGAUAGAAAGUACCUACGGCAUUCCCUGUCUCUCUUUCCAAAUGGCGACAGAUAUGGAAAGAUUUUUCUCCUUCGAGGAAGCAUAUUACGAUCAAUAUGACUAUUACAACCUGCUGGAAUACUCGUGUCAUGCGUGCGGGAAAGGCAGGAGCAAGAAAGAGAUCGAGCUGAACACAAACCGCCAUUGCCCCGCCGGACACGAGAGGAAGAUAGCAGAGAAAUUUCACAACAGCGAAAUGAAACGCAGGAGAACCAAGAGCUCGUCGUCGUGAAGGCUUUCCUUGAUGUUUACAGGUAACUGCGUGCAUUUUCACUCUGAACGGUGUUUUGUCUGCGUUGAAAACCUCUUGUUUGUUCAAGAAGUGGCCUUGGGGAUAUGAAAACAACAACCUCCUGUUUGAGUAUUUGCAUAAGAAGAUCCUGCAGAAAAGUCAAGCAGUCAGCAGCUCCCAUGAACGUGAGGUGGAAAACAUCUUUUGCUAGGUUCACUGUGAUCCCGGAAUUUGGAGUGUGCUUUGCUCUACCAAUGAGGCCACGGUUGGAAAGAGCUGUUUGGUACAAACAGUUCCCACUCAACGUGUACCAUCUACCCAAGCCUGUUUGUGAAAUAAAUACAUAAAUACCACAGUUUUAAUCAUUUGCACUUGAAGAAAAAUGAUUUGACAUAUGUAGGAACAUCAAUACUGUAGAUUUUAUCAACCUAGGCAAGUGUUGUAAAAACCCUCUCAAAAAUAAAACAGGGUAAAUAAGGAAUAUUUUUCCAGGAAGACAGUAAUAAGUAUCAUUUUAGACAGUAAGCUCAUGUUUUAAGACAUUUCUUGUGGUUCCAUUUUUGUUAAAUAUGAGCAUUUACUCUUUUUCCUUUGGUUUGACUCAUCCUAACUUCAGUAUUUGUUGCUUUUAAUCUUUUGGUCUCACCAAAUAAGCAAGUUAAAUAUGUAAGCAUCUGUUUUCAGACAAAGUUACCAACAUGUUUCUUAUUCUUCUUGACUAAAUUAAGCACUGGCAUUUUGAAAAGGGUCUGAAUAGAUACUGAAAGAAACAGUGUUUGAUUUAUGAUUAACUUUUUUUGUCCUCAUUUCUCCACAGACCAGGACUAAAGUUGGAUUUGUGUUGUUGACCAUGGCCAUGUGUCUCUGCCUUCCCUGACCCAGUGAAUAGAGUGCUGUGACAGCAGGAACGUGUCCAUUAAUCUGUCACGAGAUGGCUCUUCAUUCCGUACUCCACCCUGUAACAAGACCUGCAAAUCUUAAAUUACAGCUGUGCAGAAAUAGUUUGUAUUGAGCUAUAUAGGUCAGUGGUGUGUGCUUGAAAAUAGAAAGACGAAUAUAGUUAUUUCUGUUGGUGCAAUAUAUUGUAUUGUAUUUUAAUUCAAUAAAGUCUUAUGUUAACUGAAGGAUUGUCUUAUACCCAAUACUUGGAGCUGACUACAAACACACAGUCUAAACAAUUUCAUGUAUUUGCUUUGGGUCGUUAUAUAGGCUGCGUUACAGGUUUGUUAUUGCAGUGUUCAAUCACUUGAUGCUUGUAAUUUGAUGAAAUUGUGGUGCCAUCAGAUUUAUGAAAACAGAUAAAUAUUGAAACUGAAAUUAUAGAACAUACAAUGUACUAGUGGCAGAAGGAUGGUUGGAUGAAAACUAAUUUACCUUAACUGAGACCUGUGUAAAUAGGAGAGCGCCCAGCUGGUAUAUGCUUAUAUUAUAGCUAGCCACAAAUGGUGAAUCAUGUCAGUGUCACUUAAAAAAUAUGAGGGACCAUCUUUUUUUGGCCACCAAAAAAAUCAAAACGCAACUUCUGUAAUGUGUGAUGUAUUGUCAGUGAAGACAAAUUUCCCCACAGGACAAAUAAAAUCAAAAUCUUUUUGUGAAGGUGUUGUGGGGAAAACCACAGAGGGAAAAACAUACAGAUUCAUAAAGAUUCAAAAAAUUUUUACAA